This is a messenger RNA of Bombina bombina (fire-bellied toad), 5360 nucleotides long. It is a transcript of the gene HECTD3, whose product is annotated as HECT domain E3 ubiquitin protein ligase 3. Gene Ontology annotation, molecular function: ubiquitin-protein transferase activity. Bases 90 to 2630 code for a protein of 846 amino acids. The transcript has 22 exons. NCBI's taxonomy places the organism in Eukaryota, Metazoa, Chordata, Amphibia, Anura, Bombinatoridae. The record is from RefSeq and is a predicted model, not a curated record.
CCGGGAUUCCCUCUUCCUGUACUGAUCAGAACUAGAGGGGGCAGAGAGGCAGGGCACAGCAGCUUAUCUCUGGCUUUCGGUACCUGGUCAUGCAGAUCCCAGAUAACCCGCACAGGCUGCUUGGCCAAAUCCGCUGUGUUUUAGAAUGCAUCGAUUGCUUCCGAUAUGCAAAACCGCUCCCUGAUGCUCUGUGUUAUGUCCCUGGGGAAGUGCAGUAUAAGGUCUGCAAAGAUCCCAGCGCCUCGACCUCGGGUCGCACUCUGCUUACCGUAUGGGAGGCCCCUGGAUACUUGAAACAGAAUCUCAAGAAGCUCUCACGUGCGACUGUUGAGGUGCGCAAGGGCAGCUGUGUUAGAGCCACAGGGGAAGAGUACUGCAAUGCCAACGGGCUCUGGGUGAAGCUGAGCAAGGAUCAGAUGGAGGAGUACAAGACCAGCUGUGAGUUAACAGAGGGCUGGGUCCUGCUCUUUAGACAGGAUGAGGGGGGUGACAGGUUGGUUCCUGUGGAAUCUCUGGACAAAACCUCCAGACAACAGCAGGUGUUGGGAGUGGAUUUCAAACCCAUCUGCAGGUGGCAGGAUGUUGUGGAAGUCACUUACUCUAUGCUUCUUGGAGGACAAUUCAGAAUAGCAGAACGAGACGAGGAAGCGGUGCAGAAAAUCCGCUUCCUUCCUCCUUCCUGGAGCUACGAAUUUGAUGAGGACUUGGUGCACUUUCUGUUUGAGCACACAGGGAUGGAAGAUGAGAGUUUGGUAAACGUAAAGCAAUUUGUGGAAACCAUCAAUGUGUCCUCUGCUACGGAUGAUAACAAUCUGUGGUGCAUGACGGACGGUUACCCGGACACUUACUGGGAAAGUGAUGGGUCCCAAGGGCAGCACUGGAUCCAGCUGCACAUGAAGGAAGGCACUAUUGUCAAGAAGAUUCUGCUGACAGUAGAUUCCGCUGAUGAAAACUACAUGCCCAGAAAGAUGUUGGUGUAUGGCGGUGAGAGGGACAACUUGAAAAAAAUUAAUGAAGUGUCUAUAGACGAGAAUCUAAUUGGAGAUGUCUGUGUGCUGGAAGAUAUGGCCUAUCACCUCCCACUUAUCGAGAUACGAAUCACUGAGUGCAAAGAUGAGGGCAUUGAUGUUCGUAUCCAUGGGAUAAAGAUAAAAUCUUCCAAGGAAAGAGAUCUGGGGCUCACUGCUGAUAUGUUCCAGCCGGCCAACUUAGUGCGAUAUCCAAGACUGGAGGCCAUUGACCCAGAUGUUUUAUAUCGAAGAGCUGUGCUCAUACAGAGGUUCGUGAAGCUUCUGGAUAACGUUCUUUACCAUAUAGUACCGGCCUGGGAUUACAGCAUAGGCACAUUUAAUAAACUUAAGCAUGUGAAACAGUUCCUGCUGAUCUCCAAACGGCGCUCGGCACUCAUAGCCCAGUGCUUGAAGGACUCUGAGACCAGCAAACCAAAUUUUAUGCCUCGUUUGUACAUAAACCGUAGACUUGCGGUGGAACAUCGUGAUAACCCCUUGCUGGACCCCACCUACAAGAAGACCGUCUUUAGUCAGGUUUAUGAAGGUUUGAAGCCUACCGAUAAAGCAGAGAAGCCCCUGGAUUAUAGGUGGCCUGUGCGCUAUGACCAGUGGUGGGAGUGUAAAUUCAUUGCUGAAGGUAUCAUAGAUCAGGGAGGAGGAUUCCGGGACAGUUUGGCUGAUAUUUCGGAGGAGCUUUGCCCUAGCUCUGCCGAGACCCCUGUGCCUCUCCCGUUUUUUGUACGCACUUCUAACCAGGGUAACGGGACAGGGGAAGCACGUGAUAUGUAUGUGCCAAAUCCAUCCUGCAAGGACCUUGCAAAGUAUGAGUGGAUUGGGCAGCUUAUGGGCGCCGCACUACGAGGCAAGGAAUUCCUAGUCCUGGCCUUGCCAGGCUUGGUAUGGAAACAGCUUACUGGGGAAGAUGUCAGCUGGAGUAAGGAUUUCCCCGCCAUUGACUCUCUACUAGUGAAGCUCUUGGAGAUGAUGGAACAAAUGGACAAGGAAACAUUUGGUUUUAAAUUUGGCGAGGAACUGACUUACACCACAGUGCUAAGUGAUCAGAGGAUGGUUGACCUUAUCUCCGGGGGCAGCAACAUCUCGGUGCGGUAUGAGGAUCGCAUGGAAUUUAUUGAGAUGGUGAAGAAGGCACGACUUGAGGAGAGCAAGGACCAGGUAGGUGCGAUUCAGGCUGGGCUGCUCAAAGUGGUUCCUCAAGCUGUGCUGGAUCUUCUUACAUGGCAGGAGCUGGAGAGAAGAGUCUGUGGUGAUCCAGAGAUUAGUGUGGAAGCCUUAAAAAAACUAACGAGGUUUGAGGAUUUGGAGGUUACAGACACCAGAGUUCAGUAUUUCUGGGAGGCAUUAAACAACUUCACUAACGAGGAUCGCAGCCGUUUCCUAAGAUUUGUCACCGGGAGAAGUCGGCUACCAGCGCCAAUCUAUAUUUACCCGGAUAAAUCAGGCAGCUUGGACACCACUGACUCCUUACCUGAAUCCUCCACGUGCUCCAGCACUUUGUAUCUGCCAAACUACCCUAGUGCCAAGAUCUGUGAGGAGAAGCUACGUUAUGCUGCAUAUAACUGCGUGGCCAUUGAUACCGAUAUGAGUCCUUGGGAGGAAUAAGUUUACAGCGCUCUCACGCCAAUAUAAAAAAACCCUUAGAUAGAAUCCCCCACUAAAAAUAAAUAAAUAACCUUCAAGUAAAAAGCCAGUGGAUCCUUUUUUUAGCCAUAUUUGGUUGAAUACAGUGAUUCUAUUUGUAUAAAGAUGCGGAUACAUUUGUUUGUGUUUGUUCUUUAUCGCAUAUAUUUGCAUCUGGGAUUUCAAUCUCAGUGUAGUAACUUCCAUUUCAGUUAAAAGGGUCCUGUAAAAAAUAAAACAAAUUACUGUGAGCUCUAAUGAAAAGUUGAUGUAAAUAAUAGACAAAUGUUUUUAAAUUAAAAAUGACGCACACUUAAAGGGUCAUAAAACCCAUUUAUUUUUAGUUUAUGACUCGGAUAGAGCAGUAAUUUUAUAUAGCUUUCCAGUUUACUUCUAUUAUAUAAUUUGUUUUGUUCUCUCUGUAUCCCUUGUUGACAAGUAUACCUAGGUAGACUCAGAAGUUGCUGAUUGGUGACUGCACAUAUAUGCAUCUUGCCAUUGGAUUUCAGUUUACUCCCAGUAGUGCAUUGCUGCUCCUUCCACAAAGGAUACCACAAGAAUAAAGCAAAUUAGAUAAUAAAAGUAAAUUGAAAAGUUGUUUAAAAUUGUAUGAUCUGUAUGAUUCAUGAAAGGAAAAAUGUGGGUCUCAUGUCCCUUUAAUGUAAAUGCUGCACUUCCUGCGAAAAGCACUUCACUCUACAAACGUCAAACAACUACGUUAGCUCCAUAGCCGUUCAGUAAUAAAUUUGCACUAGAAAUGGGUCCUUUAUAUUUUCGAGAUUAAUCUACUUUUAAAAUUAUUUUAUUGCAUUAAAAUAUGCAAAUGUUGGAUAUCUGAAUAAUCUACAGAAACACUUAAAUAUUAGAAAUAUCAAGGGAAAUAUUGAUAUUAUUCAAAUGUCAAAAAGUUUACCCCUCAUUUCAUUUUAUUUAUUUUUUUAUGAAAAAUAAAUGGGAAAUUUGAAACUUGUAAGUAUAGAGAAUUGAGUAUCUAUAAUAAAAAAACAAUUGGUACUGGGAAUAAAGAAUUUGUAAUAGUGACCAAUCUCUCUAUAUCUGUACUCAAAAAACUUCUUCAAGCAUAUAACAUAGCAGCAUCUAAACAGAUUGCAUUUUGUUCACGAAAUAGAUGUGAAAUAAAAGUUUUAUUACAUUUUGAUUGAAACAUACAGCUGUAUCUGGGUACUUCCUGCUUUUGCCCAUUGGUUGAUUGGCACAGCCUAUGCUCACGUCCCUAUAGGCCAGUUAACAUUAGAAUGAAGUGAACAACUGAUAAUGGUACAUUUAGUUUAAAUUCAAAGGGAAUAAAGUCAAAUUAAACUUUCGUGAUUCAGAUUGACAAGAGCAUAAAAAUUUUAAACAAUUUUCCAAUUCACUUCUAUUAAAGGGACAGUUUAAUCAAAAAUGUUUAUUGUUGAAAAAGAUCGAGAACUCCUUUAUUUUUCAUUCCCUAGUUUUGCAUAACAAUCAUGGUUAUAUUAAUACACUUUUUAAGCUCUGUGAUUACUUUGUAUCUAAGCCUCUGCAGACUGCCCCUUAUCUCAGUUCUUGUGACAGACAUGCGUUUUAGCCAAUCAGUGCUGACUGAGCCACGGGUGUGAGCACAAUGUUAUCUAUAUAGCACACAAACUAAUGCCAUCUAGCUGUGAAAAAAACUGUUGAAAUUCACUCAGAUAAGAGGCGGCAUUCAAGGGCUUAUAAAUUAGCAUAUGACUGAGCCUAACUAGGUUUAGCUUUCAACAAAGCAUACCAAGAGAACAAAGCAAAUUUGAUGGAAAAGGGUAAAUUGUAAAGUUGUUUAAAAUUGCAUGCCCUAAUUUUGAUUGUAUUGCCCCUUUGAACUGCUUUUUGGCAAAAAUGUCUACAUUGUAAAUGCUGCUUUGUUUGAGCACAGUCUCCGCUUAAUUAGGAUUGCGGUUGCUAUGAGCAACGAAACGCUGAUAUAAGCUCUGUAUCUGCUGAAUCUCACAAAACACAAUUUGUCUAUAAGUGUAGUGGAUACUCAGUGUCUUACAACUCUCUACUUCCAGUUUAUUAUUAAUAAAUCAAGACAGGCUUCUUUUCUGCCUUAUUGUGCUGACGAGACGCAGCGGUGAUUACCCUGUGUAACUGCAAGAACUAAAUUAAGGAAAAUAUUAUAACAGUCUGGCUAAUACCUGCAGCAAAGAAAACAAACAGUUAAAGGGACACUGAACCCAAAUUAACUUUAUAAUUUACACCUAGUAUCAAUUUUUCUUUGUUCUCUUGCUGUCUUUAUUUGAAAAAGAUAGAAUCUAAGCAUUUUUUUGGUUCAGAACCAUGGAAAGCACUUUUUUAUUGGAGGGUGAACUUAUCCACCAAUCAGCAAGAACAACACAGUUUGUUCUCCAAAAAUGGGCCGGCAUCUAAACUUACAUUCUUGCAUUUAAAAUACAAACAAACAAGAGAAUGAAGACAAUUUGCUAAUAGGAGUCAAUUAGAAAGUUGCUUAAAAUUGCAUGCUCUAUCUGAAUCACAAAAGAAAAAAUUUGGGUUCAGUGUCCCUUUAAUUAUUUAUAUGCAUUCUAUAAUUUUUUUAUGGUAUUUGUGCAUGAAAUUCUCAGGCAUUUUUCUGUGUCACGUGUGCUAUAUAAAUGUAUGGAUUUGGCAGGGCAAUGUCCAUGUGUUGUGGGGGUUUUUUUUCUAGCAAAUCUUUGAUUUUUGUAUGAUAAAAUAAUAUGUUUGAUGACAAAA